GCAAUUGCAGCCGCUGGCGAUGAAGUAUUAAAAGGUUGGCAACAUGAGAAGCAGUAUUCCAGUGUGGGCUGCACUGGCCCAGCUACUGCUGCUCGUCCUGGCCACUCGGCUAGGUACCAGUGCAUCCUCAACUUCUGCUGGCGACGGCACCGCCUGGCAACGGACCCUAUUUGGACGCAAUUCACGUAAUUUGCUGCAUCGGGGAUCAGCCGCCUCCCCUGAUGUCGAUGUGGGCGGCACAUUUGAUAUGUUUGCCAGCAAUCUGAACAAUGCUGGCUACAACAAUGAAUAUGCCCAACUAUUUGCACCAUACACCAUGGAGCAGCAGCAACAGCAACAACAGCAGCAGCAGCCACAACAGUCUAAAACGCCUUCACUACGUCAGCCGCAGGCCGAGGUAUAUGGCAUUGUGGAGCCACUGAUUGAGGACACGCCCUGCGCGAACCGUGCCUGUCUCCUAAACACCGACUGCUGCCCCACAGGCGUCUGUGUAAACACAUAUGGCGAGCGCAAAUGCGUUUAUGUCUUCGGACGGCAACGGGAUCUGUGCCAGCGUCAUGCGGACUGUGCGCCAGGCAGCGCCUGCAUGCUCGCCCCCCAGGAGGGUAUCUGGCGUUGCGAGAAGGAGUCGCCGGUGCUGCAGGAUGUGUUCAGUGUGCGGCCCAAACAGCCGCUGGGCAGCGAGUGCAGCAGCAGCAGCGAGUGUCAAGUGAUCAACGGCAUGUGUUGCCAGCAGCAGCGUUUUCAUCAUCGUGCCGCCUCCAAGCUGAGCUGCGGCUAUUUUCGCGACGCCUUCGACUGUGUGGAUGUCACCCAAGAGCAUUUGCCAAGCGUUUUCCAGCAGCGUCGCAACUGAAACCGAACGAUAGAAGGAUGCAAGAUAUAUAUUUAUUUAACUAAAGGUAAUUUAAAGGCAGCGGCACCGAUUGAUUAAAACAUAUAUCUAAUGAAAUGGAAAUUAAUUAACAUAUCAAAUGUUUAACAAAUGCAUAUCAUUCUUGUUGUUUAUAUAUGUAUAGGCAUUAAGUAUAGUGCUUGAUGGCAAAACAAUUCAAAUAUUUAAUACAACUAUAUUGAUAUUCCACAUGAACUUAAAUGUGUUUUGCGUAGAAAUAAUUGUAUUAAUCCAACAAAAAAACAAGUAACAAAGAUUAACAAACAAAAAAUUAAUAAAAAAAAAAUACUGACUGAGGCAUUCAAUGUUAUUACAGCAAGUAUUAAAAUAACAAUUUUAUUAAAAUUAACUAGUUCAAACUCUACAUGUAAAAAUACAAAUUAUAAUAAUUAUAAUGAAACAACAAAAAUAUAGCAAAGACCAUAAACGAAAUGUGAACUGUACCUUUAUGCGUUCCCCAUUCGCAUCAAGUCAAGUCAAUAUAUAGAACAAGCGCAAAAUAAUGCACACAUUUAAAUAUAUAUUGAUAAUUUAUUCUAUGUGAAUGUAUUACAUAAAAUAAACAACCAUUCAUAAUGUUAAUGAGGAAACAAAGUAAGCAAACAAAUAAAAACAAAAUGUAAGGCACGCAUAAAGUGCAAAGGGCGCAUGCCCACAAAACCAAAAAAAAAA
This is a messenger RNA of Drosophila grimshawi, 1567 nucleotides long. RefSeq names its product ITG-like peptide. Bases 44 to 856 code for a protein of 270 amino acids. The record is from RefSeq and is a predicted model, not a curated record. Lineage: Eukaryota; Metazoa; Arthropoda; Insecta; Diptera; Drosophilidae. The transcript has 5 exons.